Molecule: messenger RNA, 369 nt
Organism: Closterium sp. Naga37s-1
Lineage: Eukaryota; Viridiplantae; Streptophyta; Zygnematophyceae; Desmidiales; Closteriaceae
Source: the annotation of a GenBank genome assembly
AUGCCAGGCGCGCUAGCGGCCGAGGAGGAGGCGGCGGCGGUUAUCCCGCAGAAUCCGCCUUCGAAUCCGGCAUUCGAAGAGGAGGAAGGAUUGGGAGAUGACGUGGAGGAAGGCGAGGAAGCAACGGAGGAGAAAGGGGCGGGAGGACAGAAGAGCAAGAAGAAGAAGAAAAAGAAGGGCAAGAAGGGAGGUGGGGCGCAGCAGCAGGGGCAGGAGGAGGGUGCGGGUGGGGUUGUGGAGAGUGGGGAGGCAGCAUCGAAAGCGGAAGGAGCAGCGGAGGGAGGGGCGGAAGGGGAGGGCGGUGAUGGUGGCGGAGCAGAGGAAGCGGGUGAAGGCACAGCCACCAAGAAAAAGCGCAAGCCUAGGUGA